Messenger RNA from Fusarium vanettenii 77-13-4, 879 nucleotides. RefSeq lists its product as uncharacterized. The record is from RefSeq and is a predicted model, not a curated record. The coding region runs from base 1 to 879 and encodes 292 amino acids. NCBI's taxonomy places the organism in Eukaryota, Fungi, Ascomycota, Sordariomycetes, Hypocreales, Nectriaceae. The transcript has 2 exons.
AUGGAUGAGAAUAUUUCAAAUCUUUGCUUACUUCCAGGCCGGCCAGAACUAUAUGGCGUUGGCAUCCGCACUGCAUUCUAUAUCCAAUGGCUCGGCUCCCUCAUAAUCGAGCUCCUCUCGGAAGAACACCUCAUGGACAUGCGCUUCAUCAGCGUAUUCUCCUCCGCUGCGGCACUGACAGCCCUCAUCAUUGGCGCGGCACAGGGGAAACUCCAUCCUCUCGAUGUGUACUUCCUUCUUCUCUUCGCCAUGGGCUUCUUCCUAUUUCUCAUACCGUUACGCACCUGGCAGCUUGUCACGAGGUGUCAGCCUCAUCUAGACCCCUUCUUUCUAUCAGAGGAGGAUCAUGGGGUGUUUUACAACUUGAUGACAGUGACGAUCCUGGCGGGCAACACAGCCAUGGGGGCAUGGUAUUAUACGACGUUUCUGCCGCGGUUGGAUCGUGAUUGUUGGGAGGUUGUCUUUGUGCUUGGAAAGGUGGACUUGGAGAAUAGGGGCUAUCACAUCAAGCGUCUUCGCAUUCUUCGUGUAGUAUCAGGCCUUGUUGUCUUUACCCUUUUGGUUCUCGCCAUCGAACUCCCCAUUUACUGGAAUCACAUCGACAAUGUCACUGAAUUUGAGACACUGGCGCAAUUGAUUCCCUUCUUUCUCAGCAUUGGGCUGUUCUUCAGGUCAUGGGCCCUGUGGGUCAUCCGCGACAGAAAUCAAGAGCAGGAUUGGGAUGAUUCGUGGUCGACUUCUGUUGCAACGAGCAGCAUUGAUCCAAUGGAGGAGUACUAUGGCCGGUUUGUUGAUUAUGGUGAAUAUGGUUGGGAUUAUUACUGGCCGCAUCUGCCUCAGUGGCCUCCUAGCGUAUACUACUCGGCAAGGUCUAGUUAA